Messenger RNA from Rosa chinensis, 1840 nucleotides. Its product is annotated as protein PIN-LIKES 2. The transcript is spliced from 2 exons. Gene Ontology annotation, cellular component: membrane. The record is from RefSeq and is a predicted model, not a curated record. NCBI's taxonomy places the organism in Eukaryota, Viridiplantae, Streptophyta, Magnoliopsida, Rosales, Rosaceae. Bases 400 to 1767 code for a protein of 455 amino acids. Gene Ontology annotation, biological process: endoplasmic reticulum to cytosol auxin transport.
CAGACCUUAUCUGAUAUUUGUAUGUAUGCCUUUUGUUUCUUCCUCAACUUUUCUUGACUGCGAUCCAUGACCUUAUUUUCAUUACAUUUUCAAGCUCCAUGUGAAUUCUAUUACAUGGAUUAAUAUUUACACAAAGUAUUUGUGUCCCUCUUCCAGCAGGUGACGACAGCUUUGGUUAUGGUUGGUGUGGCUAAUUAUUUUUCAGGCUAAUCAUUUUAUACAAGACACAAAACACCAUCGUUUUGACAUUUUGGCUUCAAGUGUCUGAGGCCUCCCUGGCGAAUCUUUCUUCUUAAACCCCAUUCUGGAACUUGAACCAUUAAUUCAAUCCUCUCCAGAUUUCUCCAGCUCCAUUUAUAAGGACAUAUUGCUCUUCAUCUUCGAGUAAUUAGAGGAAAGAUGUCUCGGUAUCUUGUUGAAUUGGUUCGAGAUCAUUUGGAAUCCACUGGGGACGUGAUGAGUGCGAUAAUGCCUUUGAUGAAACUCUUGUCCCUCACAAUUAUAGGACUGGUUCUCGCUUACCCAAAAACUCAAAUCAUACCGAGAGCUACCUUUAAGCUCCUCAGCAAGCUUGUUUUUGCCUUGUUCUUGCCCUGUCUAAUCUUUACCGAACUAGGUGAAUCCAUUACGCUUGAAAACUUUGUUCAGUGGUGGUUUAUUCCAGUUAAUGUGUUGGUGAGUACACUUGUUGGUUGUUUCCUUGGGUACUUGGUGGUGAUUAUAUGUCAUCCGCCCCCAGAGUUGAACAGAUUUACUAUUAUCAUGACUGCAUUUGGGAAUACAGGAAAUCUCCCGCUUGCUCUUGUUGGAUCUGUUUGUCAUACUGAGAAAAAUCCAUUUGGACCUCAUUGUCACUCGAGAGGGGUGGCUUAUGUCUCUUUUGCUCAAUGGGUUGCUGUAAUUCUUGUUUAUACCUUUGUCUAUCAUAUGAUGGAGCCACCAUUGGAGUAUUAUGAGGUUGUUGAGGAAGGGACUGAGGGGACUGAGAUUGAGGAGUUGAAAGAUAACAUAGGUAACGAUCUCAGUAGGCCUUUACUUGUGGAAGCUGAAUGGCCUGGUAUGGAAGAAAAGGAAACUGAGCAUUCCAAGACACCCUUUAUUGCUAGGGUUUUCAACAGCAUCUCAAGUGUUUCGCAGACUGGUAUUCCAGAUGGUGAUCUCUCUGUGGAAAGCGGUGGAAACAGUCCCAGGUCCAUUAGGUGUUUGGCUGAACCAAGGGUGGUUAGGAGGAUCAGAAUUGUUGCCGAACAAACUCCAAUACGUCACAUACUUCAACCCCCAACGAUUGCUUCACUGUUUGCUAUCAUUAUUGGGACAGUGCCUCAGUUGAAAGCUUUUGUCUUCGGAUAUGAUGCUCCACUAUCCUUCCUCACAGAUAGUUUAGAGAUUUUAGCUGGUGCUACGGUGCCUUCUGUGAUGCUUAUUCUUGGGGGUAUGCUUGCAGAGGGACCAAAUGAUUCUAAACUUGGCCUUCGAACUACCAUCGGUAUAUCAGUGGCAAGGCUCUUAGUGCUUCCUCUGGUGGGGAUCUGUAUUGUAGCGUUGGCCGAUAAGCUUGAUUUUCUGGUUGAUGACGAUACAAUGUAUAGGUUUGUACUUCUGCUGCAGUACACGACCCCAAGCGCAAUUUUAUUGGGAGCAAUUGCCAGUUUGAGAGGAUAUGCAGUUAGUGAGGCAUCAGCACUCAUCUUCUGGCAGCAUGUGUUUGCUCUCUUCUCCCUUUCCUUGUAUAUUGUCAUCUACUUCAAACUAAUACCACACAUCUGAGAAUUGCAUAAGAUGGAUUUGUGUUAUUUUUCUGUGAUCUGGUUUGAAUGAUACAGUCCUUAUUGCCUCAUUC